Messenger RNA from Linepithema humile (Argentine ant), 2982 nucleotides. RefSeq names its product solute carrier family 35 member G1-like. Gene Ontology annotation, cellular component: membrane. The record is from RefSeq and is a predicted model, not a curated record. NCBI's taxonomy places the organism in Eukaryota, Metazoa, Arthropoda, Insecta, Hymenoptera, Formicidae.
AAAGAUAUAUUUGUUAAAAAAAAACUAAAAUUAUUUCACUCGCUUUAACGCGCCUACGAAUAAAUAUAGCUGCUUAAACGAAUAUAAGGCCGCAUUAAAAUUCAACACAAAUUCAUUCCGAUCUACCACACAAUUACAACUGAACAAAACUCUAAAGAUUUAUCGUUUUUUCUAAUUUUGACAAUUCAAUAAAAGAUCGCUUUCGGUGGAAGUGAAUCCUCAUAAAUAUAUCAUGUUCGCAGGACAUGAUAUCCUCCUCUUGACGCUACUCUGUCCGAAAUGUAAUUUCGUUAUUUUUAUAUCAACAUUACUAUACACAGACUUUUCUCACAGCCGUCGCUCCACUUGCUCGAAUCUUCCUAGCGUCAUUAAUCCUUAAUAAUCCAUCCGUCGUCUAAGUUUAUGCUAAUUGCGAACGGACGUCGCAGAUGUGCGGAACGGUACGGCAGUGCAAGUGUCGACCGUUCGAGGCAAUCGCUUACUCUUUACCUUGGUCCUGUGUUACAUCACGAUGAAGUUCAGCAUAGAGUCCACCGCCUCCUACAACAGCAUCCAUCCGGCCUACCAUUAUACCGAACAAUUCGGCAACAAUAGCGAGAACUACCGGGACGGCACCAAGUGGUACGGGGUGUUCCUGGCGUUUCUGUCGGGCACCUUCUUCACCGUCAGCUCGGCUCUGGUCAAGGCGGUCCGCAAUGUCGAUCCCAUGAUCCUGCUGGCCAUCCGCGCCUUGGUGCAAAUAUUGGCGAUGUCCGUCGUGGCCUGCAGAACGUCCAACGAUCUCUUCGGCCCUUCCGGCCGAAGAAUACUCAUACAUUUUCAGGGAUUAGUUGGCGGCAUGACACUGUCAUUGCUGUACUACAGCUUCCGAGAAUUGCCCCUUGGCGAUGCCACAACGAUCAUAUUCAGCUCGCCGGUUAUCGUCAUCGCGCUAUCUUUCCUCUUCCUGAAGGAGCCCUGCGGUGUUUUACGCGUAGUGGUGGUUUGCACGCUUCUCACGGGCGUCGUCCUCGUUGCCAGGCCGCCCUUCCUGUUCCAGAUGCAUCAUGCCGAGCACUACAAUCUCAUGGGAUACCUGUGCGCCAUCCUGGCGACUCUCUUCACAGCGCUCAACAUGGUCGUCAUGAGGAAGUGUUCCGAGAUACACUACUCCAUCCUGGUGCUGAAUCUAUCCUGCUGGUCGCUCGCCGCCUCCGUCUUCUUCUACUUCACGGUGUCGGGCGGCAUCCACGAAAUUCACAAGCUACGCUUGCCGCACGACUACCUCACCUGGGUCCAGAUCACGCUGGUGGUGGUCACCGGCCUGACCGGCCAGGUGCUGGUGACGAAAGCGCUGAAAAUCGAGGGCGCGGGUAAGGUCUCGGUCACGAGAUCGCUCGACAUCAUUCUGGCGUACCUGAUCCAGGUGUACAUUUUUGGCGACAAGCCCACGUCGACCAGUCUGACCGGAGCGAUCCUCAUCAUCUUUUCCGUCGUUUGCAUGGGCUUCGAGAAAGAGAUCUACAGUGUCUGCGAUUUCAUUCCGUAGCCAAUUAAUAAUUCGGCGUCAAAUUUCAUUAAUCAUUAAAUUUGUUCUCGAAUUUGAUAAUAUAAUUAUAAUGUUGAUAAUAACAAUACAUAAUAAUUACAAUGACAAUAACGCUAAUAAUAACAGUAAUGCGUAAUCAAUUUCAAACCUUUGACACCUUCGAAUGUAAAAUUGUACAUAUACAGUGGCUCUACGGUGAGUAGAAGGUAGAAACGUCAUACGUGCGACACGUAUCCAUAUAACUACCGAUGAUUUAUUCAAUGGGAAAAAAAAAAGAAAGGUACAACUAUGAUUAACAGUAAACCGCUAUACCAUGUCCAAAGUGAUAUAAUUAUGUACAUGUGUUUCCUUUCUUCUCUAUUCUCGUCCCUGAAGAAACGCGCGAGUACGCGCGGUCUUACAAGUGUCGCUAUAUAUGUGAAGAACGAACACUACUUUUUUUUGACAGUGCGUGCUUACAAAUCUAUACAUACUUCGAAGAUUAGUUUACAGUUCAAGCACACACGCACACUCGCACAUCCGUCACCUUUCUCUCUCGCUCUCUAUCUUUUUUUUUCACACACUUCAUUCUUAUCCUUAUUCAUCAAUUUCAAUGAAAUUUUCAUCAUACAAUUAUUUUGUUACACGUACUAGGACUAAUCUUACUGUAAGUUCUGCCUUAUUAUUAGAAAGAAUUACUUACAUUUAUAUACGAGUCAACUCUCGCAUUUGAAAAAUGUGUGUACAUGUCUUAAUUUUCUUCGCUCUACUAUUUCUGCGCUUUUACUUACAAUCUUGCAGAUUCUGCGAUCGACGUAGUUCGUCGUGACGUAAUCGCACCGGGCUGUUCUGCAGCGCAGGUGAAUUCAGGAGACGCACGAUCGAUCGCAGAUGAUGUAAACGCAGGAAUGUAAUCGCACAUGGUACAGUUCUUUCGCGAAGAUUCAGGGAUUUAACGAAUUAUUCGCAUUAGCGUAUGUGUGUGAAUACAUGUAUAUAUUACAUAUAUAUAUUCUUCUCUACGAUACUUUGUUAUCUUUUUAUCUUACAUUGGUCAUAUAUUUCUCGUCCCUAAAACGUACUGUACAAGUGAGGGACAAUUCGUAUAUUCCAUUGCAGCAAUAGUCUCUCUCGGUCCUUGCCUACAAGAUUGAAAAGUGCAUAUAUUUCCGCGGCACCCGAGGUCCGCUUUAACACAUGAUUGAUUUCAAUCCCUGCCUUGUAAUUGCUGUGUGUACAAAUCUCUACAGUAUUGCUAAAAGGAAGUCGUCAACUUUGUUGUGUGGCAUAUAAUAUGCGAUAGAAAGCGUUUCAAACGCAGAGAUCGGAUGAAAUUGUGUCGCAUAAAGAAAACUACCAUCCAUUUCGACGAGUCCCUUUUUUAAAAUCAUCAAAAAUAAACGUUAUUAUCCUUUUUAAGAAUAAAUGUUUAUUUUGAAGUUUGGAUAACUUUAAUCAUUAAUGUUUCCAAAAAC